This is a messenger RNA of Rosa rugosa (rugosa rose), 1182 nucleotides long. RefSeq names its product aquaporin TIP1-2-like. Gene Ontology annotation, biological process: transmembrane transport. The record is from RefSeq and is a predicted model, not a curated record. NCBI's taxonomy places the organism in Eukaryota, Viridiplantae, Streptophyta, Magnoliopsida, Rosales, Rosaceae. The coding region runs from base 315 to 1169 and encodes 284 amino acids. Gene Ontology annotation, cellular component: membrane. Gene Ontology annotation, molecular function: channel activity. The transcript has 2 exons.
AUAUGCCUGCAGCUAUAGAGCAUAGCCUUAUCUCAAUCAUUUUCGACUUCCACGCUCCAAGGCAUCAAAGAAGAUGUUGCCAAAAUUAAUCACUUAAAUACCACAGUGCUUGGCCAGGCCUAUCUUCUAGGAUCGAAGGGCGGCUAAAACCAAAGCUUGUUUCGGAAAUCUCUACAAUAUAUGAAAUGGCAUGUAUUAAUUAGAUAUGGAGGAUUAACCAAUUAGCAGUCAUUAUAGUCUCCUCCUAUGUCUUGAUUCACAAAGCAGUUUAUUUAAAUUGAAACUUUUAAUCCCUCUUCAAUCAGUUUGAGGCAAUGGAGUCGAUAAUCGUCCCCCAUGAAGCUGAUCAUAAAUUGCAGAGAGCAGUUGGCAGUGGUACGGAAAAUAGAUCAGUGGAAACCAAUUCCUUAAGGCAAAGAUUUCUUGCUUCAAUUGGUGCCCAUGAAUACUUUUCACCAGAGAUGUGGAGAGCAGCUCUUACAGAGUUUGUAGCAACUGCGUGUCUAAUGUUCACCUUGACGUCUUCAAUCAUCUCAUGCUUGGAUUCACAUGAGGUUGAUCCCAAGCUGUUAGUACCCUUUGCGGUCUUCAUCAUAGCCUUCCUUUUCCUCAUGGUGACAGUUCCUUUAUCUGGUGGUCAUAUGAGUCCUGUUUUCACAUUCAUAGCUGCCCUAAAAGGUGUCAUAACUCUUGCUAGAGCUUCCAUCUACAUCUUGAUGCAAUGUGUUGGUUCAAUUGUGGGAUUUCUUAUUAUCAAGACUGUGAUGGACCAUAAUGCAUCCCAAAAGUACUCCUUAGGUGGCUGCACAACACAUGGAGUAGGCACCCAAACAGCAUUGAUGUUAGAAUUUGUUUGCACAUUUGUGGUUCUCUUUGUUGGAGUCACUGUGGCAUUCGACAAGAAAAGGUGCAAGGAACUUGGUUUAGCAAUGGUGUGUCUCGUGGUGGCCGGGGCUAUGGCACUUGCAGUUUUUGUGUCCAUUACAGUCACUGGGAAGUCCGGGUAUGCAGGCGUGGGGCUGAACCCGGCAAGGUGCUUAGGACCUGCAUUGUUGCAAGGGGGGAUAUUAUGGGAUGGUCAUUGGGUUUUCUGGGUUGGCUCCAUCUUGGCCUGCAGUGUGUACUAUUGUUUCUCUUUGAACUUGCCCAAGGAGGGUUUGCCAUUGUAGAUGGAGAUUGAAU